AUGCCCGCUCUUCUCAACAAAGCGCCAGAUCACGACAUAGACCAAUGGCUGCCACACACCACGGCGCAAGUGAAAGCUCACGGUAUCUGUGCCGGCCAGGUCAUUGCCUCUGGAAAUCAAUUGAUUGUGCAGAGCCUCGGCACAGCUUUACAAACGAAGAAGCCGUCAAAUGGGCGAAGUCAAUACUCCGAUAAAAGCUACAUCAGUUGCAUGAUCCUGUUGUUUUUACACUUUUCGGGCACCUCCCCAGUGAAUCGUAUCACUGCCGUCGCGAAUGAAACAGAGCGGCAGCAGCCUUAUCGACCAGGCAAUGCACCACCCUCUCCUACUCAAGCUCAAAUAGAUGAUAUUCUUCGGCCUGCAAGGCCUAAAGCACUGCGUGUCUACGGUCAUAACACCACUGCUGACAAUGGCUGCUGGCUUCGUCUCUGCUACACGAAUGAAGAGGGUUAUAAUACUCUAUGGUCUGCCAAUGAACUCGCAGAAUGGGUAACUUAUGAUGGGGUUGUCCUUGACGAUGAAAGUAUUUUCGGUGGCCUGGAUUUGGCAGCUGCUCUGGAAAUAUUUCCUGAGCGUGUCGUAAAUGAGCGGGUCAAUUUUGAGAAUAGAGAGGAGAGCCUUAGGGACGCGAUAGAGGAUGCCGAAGAAGGCGACUGGGAUGAAAACCCUCUUGAGCCCUACGCUCUGUAUCAGGCAGAGUGUGUUGUUACCUAUAUGUAUGUGGAGGAUGAUGUCGCGGAUGAUGGAUCGGAGAGCAAUUAUGAUGGCGCUUGGUUUGAGCGUGUUUGGAAAGGGGACUUUGAAGGUGAGCGUGGAGAAGUCGGUCCUGCUUAUCAGGAGGGUGGAAGCCGAGGUCCCCCAUACACUCUUUGA
This is a messenger RNA of Penicillium arizonense, 873 nucleotides long. RefSeq lists its product as uncharacterized. The coding region runs from base 1 to 873 and encodes 290 amino acids. NCBI's taxonomy places the organism in Eukaryota, Fungi, Ascomycota, Eurotiomycetes, Eurotiales, Aspergillaceae. The transcript is spliced from 4 exons. The record is from RefSeq and is a predicted model, not a curated record.